Molecule: messenger RNA, 559 nt
Organism: Culex quinquefasciatus (southern house mosquito)
Lineage: Eukaryota; Metazoa; Arthropoda; Insecta; Diptera; Culicidae
Product: lectin subunit alpha
Exons: 2
Coding region: 25-528 (167 amino acids)
Source: RefSeq, a predicted model, not a curated record
UCUGGCGAAUCAGUAUUGUUCAGCAUGUCGAACUUUAAACAUUCAAAGAAGAUUGUGCUAAUAGUUGUUUAUGGACUUUUGCAAGUAACGGUGCAAAGUUCGAAUUGGUCGUAUCAUAUUCCAGCUUUUCGUGCCAACUGGUUCAAAGCCGUUGAACAUUGCCAUUCGCUCGGAAUGCAACUGGUGACUAUUGAGUCCAAAGCGAAAAACGAUGAGGUGGCAACAUUCAUCAACACUACGGAAUCUUACAACAAGUACAACUAUUGGAUUGGUGGAAGUGAUCUGGCGCAGAAGUUUUCGUUCAAGUGGUUAGCUACUGGAAAACCAUUUGAAUACACCAAUUGGUCUGCCAACGAGCCAAACAACGCCAACAAUAAUGAAGAUUGUGUACACAUUGUGCACCAACCGCAGCUGCGGCAAUUUUGGACGUGGAAUGAUCAUCGGUGCUCGAAAGAGUUGGAUUUUCUUUGCGAAAAUAUUGCGAGUCCAGUUUCCGGUGACUCCUCCGAAAUAAAAUUCUUCAAAUAAAGUUGACUUUUUCAAACUUUCGCCAAAAAAC